AUCAAUUAAAAUUAUUAGAGAAUUUCAUAAGAGAUCGAAGUAGGAAUAUUUGGUCACACAUCUUGUUCAAAUGUUCAAUGCCAGUGUAGACAUGGGUUUUAAUCUGUAAGUAAUUUAUACAGGUAUAAUACUGUAAUAAUAACUUGGGCAUUAUCCAGGAAUAAGCCGUACAGAAUGUUUCACGUCAAACAGCACAAUUCAUGUGCACAGAGCACAACAGACUUAUAAAGUUGUUUCCAAAAGUUCCUUUAAAAUAUGUGAAAGAUUAUUUUCUGCUAGUGAUUAAUACAAUGUAAGUGCUUAAACCUUUAGAUAUGAUCAAAUAUUGUGAUCGAGUAAUGGAGAUCUUAUUGGAUUCAUACAUGCUGACCUUACCAAAUUCUGCAUAAUUUAAACGACUAUUUCUUUAGAACCAGUUGACAGUGAAAUGUUCCCUUUAAUUAUCAAUUCAGAGUUAAUUAACUGUAAAAUUUAAUCAAUUUAAAACCAAAACGUGAAUUUCAAAUGUUGAUGUGGUAUGUAUUACAGACAUUAGAUUUUACUUUACUGUCAUGUUUGUAUGUACUCUACUGAAUUCAAAAUUUGAAUAUAGGUAUAUGUUAAUAUAGCUCAAUCUUUAAUUAUAUCUAGGCUAUGCUCAUAUUUUGUGUAUAAAGUAAUAUUGAAAUCUAAAUGUAUGCUAACAUUGUCAGGUAUUCAUAUUGUACAAUGUCAUAUCAACUUGGUAAAUGAAAGCACCCACUACAGACACUAGUAAUCCAUGAAUGCUGAGCAUGGGAAUUCAAUCACAUACAGGGCUCUGUAAAGAUCCUAUCUUCAGGACUCUUCAAGUGAGAGGGGCGUCGCUGCUACGUGCGAUGGAGAAGUAUGAGAACCUGGGUCUGGUGGGGGAGGGCAGCUAUGGGAUGGUGCUCAAGUGUCGCCACAAAGAGACCGGUCAACUGGUGGCCAUCAAAAAGUUCCUGGAGAGCGAGGAUGAUAAGAUGGUCAAGAAAAUCGCUCUCCGCGAAGUCAGGAUGCUUAAGCAACUGCGGCACGACCACCUGGUGAAUCUGAUUGAGGUGUUCCGGAGGAAGAAGAGGCUGUACCUGGUCUUUGAGUUUGUGGACCACACAGUUCUGGACGAGCUGGAGAAGUGUCCCAAUGGUCUGGACGAAAACACAGUGCGCAGAAUCCUGUGGCAGGUCCUGAAGGGGACAGAGUUCUGCCAUCUACACAAUAUUAUCCACAGAGACAUCAAACCAGAAAACAUACUGGUCAGCAAGUCGGGGAUAGUGAAGCUGUGUGACUUUGGAUUCGCUAGGACGCUCGCUCAGCCAGGGGAGACGUACACAGACUAUGUGGCGACCCGGUGGUAUCGAGCCCCAGAACUUUUGGUGGGGGACACCAAGUAUGGCAGGGCUGUAGAUAUCUGGGCAAUAGGAUGUCUGGUGGCGGAGAUGUUGACCGGGGAACCCCUCUUCCCCGGGGACUCCGAUAUAGACCAACUCUACCAUAUCGUCAAAUGUUUUGGUAACUUGACCCCCAGGCAUAAGGAGGUAUUUCUCAGGAACCCAUUAUUUGUCGGGAUGCGACUACCAGAAGUUAGAGAAAUUUCACCGCUAGAAAAGAAAUUUACUAGGAUAUCACCACAGUCAUUAGAAUUAAUGAAGCAAUGUUUACGACUUGAUCCCGAUGAGAGGCCAACAUGUACUCAACUAAUCAAACACGACUUCUUCUCCAAAGACAACUUCACCACACGGUUUCAGAAUGAUUUAAAACAGAGAAUAGAGCGGGAAAAUCAAGGAAACCCACUGAAAACCCCCAGUGACAAAGAUGAUGAUGACAGCAAGGGCAACAAAAAGAAGAAGAAGGCAGACAACAAUAAGGAUUCCAAAGCUUCAGAAGAUAAAAAGAAAAAGGUGCAAGAUAAUGAAAAGACUGUGAAAAAAGCAGCAAAUCCUAACACUGUUAAUGGAACUGGUAAUGUGUCCCUACCCGGUCCUAGUAAUCAGUCCAAAAACAAGUCAGACAGCUCGGUCAACGAGGCCAAAGUGGACAUUAAGGACAAAAAAUCGGACAAAAAUGACCGCAAACCAGAGGACAAAUCCGACAAGAAGUCGGGGGAAAAUAAACGGAAGUCUGAGGAGACAAGUGAGAAAAAAGACGGUAAAAAAGCAGAGGAUCAUAAGAAAUCGGACGAUAAAGUGGAAAAAUCGGAUGAUAAACAGUCUGAGUGUAAAGAGAACGAGAAAGACAAGGAGAAUAACAAGGACAGCACUGUGUCUGCUGUUUCCUCGUCCAGUAUACCCCCCAUCAACAGUUCAGGACACACCGUUCAUGUAUCCACCCCCCCAUCAAUGCCCGCAAUCAGCAGACAGCCUCUAGUCAUUAGAUCCCAGUACUUAAGUCUUGCCAGUCCAACCAUGGGUUUCAAUACUGCAAACAAUCUAAGUCUGUCCAAUUUAAUGAGUUCUUCCAUCUCUGGUCCUCCCCCGCUCAGGGUUAGUGAUAAGAUGGUCAAGAAGCCGCCACCCAAUCUGAGUAAGAAGACCCCCAUCACCAGUCACCACAGCACCACCCUCAGUCCCCAGCCCCUCCAGUCCGAGCGAAGCUUCCUCCAUGAUAAGGUGCAGGAAAAGAUGAAGGCCAAGAGUCCCGACAAAAGGGAGAAGGAGUUCAUAACCCUACCAGAGGUCAAAGGUGCUGAAGCUCAUCCGACUAAAACCAAACUGAAGCAGAACCACUCCCUGCAGAGGUCCUCUGUAGCCACCAUACCUCACAUCACUAACAUCGACCCAUUCUCAGGAACGCCGAAUGACGCUCAGAGUUCUGAUGGGAAAGAGGGCAAUCUCCCUAAUGUCUGAUAAACAUAGAUAUAUUCCUGGAGUCUUGAUAAUACGAUGUGGAUAUAUCCCAGGAGUCUGUCAGAUUCCCGAGCCUUACCUCUACAAAAGCAACACACGAUGUUCACAGGAGGAGAAUGUGGAAUAAGUAGACUGUGGACUUUGUGUUGACUACAUGUACUUGUAUUUUCAUAUCCAGUCGUUCAAAGUAUGUAAAUGUCCGACUGUUGCCAGCAAGAAAACAAAGCCAUUUUGAAUGCAUUUUCUUGAGCAAAAUUUGGAAGUGGAAUUGAUUGUUUUGUGCAAAGAUGUUCAAUCAUUUAUAUUUUUCAUGAUAAUAUAAUUAAUGUUCCUCAUACAAUUAUCUGUACAUGUUUUAUGUACUUGUAUCCAAAUAUUUCUUCCAAGAGCAAGAUUUAUUGUAUGUGAUGUAUCCUAUACAUUAUGCUAAAAGUGAAGAACUUGGUAUAAAAUAUAAGUCUAGAAUAAUUUAGUACAGGGUCAGUAGAUUUAGGAUUCCAGUAAUUUAUUGAUGAUGCAGAAUUGUCAUCCUGCUGUAAUGGUGCUGACUAAAAAUCUGUAGCUAUCUAAAUUCUCAGUGAUGGCAGAUUCUGCUAACGCUCUUCUCUAUUUCCAAAUGAAUAAUACUCACUCACCGAUUCUGUAGCUAGGCGACCAGUGAUCUAAUAUAAUUCCGAUGUACCAGUAUUAUCAGUAUUACCACAGACCUAAAUCUGAUUGGAGAGUUCGUUGUAAUGAGGCGACGCUGUAUGGAGAUUCUUCUAAUCUUGAGGUGACUGUAGAAAUGUGUGCGUAACUUCUAGAACUUAUUCAGUGCAGAGACAAUACUAGUGAAUCUACCCGACUACAAUUUAAAUGAAUCUACCUGACUACAAUUUAAAUGAAUCUACCUGACUACAGUUUAAAUCAUGUGUGAAACUGACUGGACAAUGAAAUCACAGUGAACUGAAAGGUGACUGUAAUUGCAUGAAUCUUGAAUUUACAGGAAAAUUAUACAGGUGAUCCCAUGAACCUUAUGGUGACUCGGGAAAUAUCAAGUGAUGCCAGGAGUUUUGUUGAGACUUCACUACGGCUAUUUUUGGGGUUUUUUUUAUGGCUUACCUGUAUUUGAAAAAAAGUUCUACAUAGAUUAUUCUUCAUUUUGAAAUAUAUACUGUUGGACUGCUUGUUAUGUAUUAAAGAAUUAAGGAGAAUAUAAGUAAUAUCUGAUGAUAAACUACGCAAUAAUUACUGUUCUGAAAAUGAAAGCAUACCAAUACAGCUCGUAAUCCAGUUACCAGUCAGUCAGUUGUCUCGUAUAGGCUUGUGUAUAGGAGUAACCAGACAGUUGGUCUCGUAUAUAGGCUCGUGUAUAGGAGUAACCAGACAGUUGUCUCAUAUAGGCUCGUGUAUAGGAGUAACCAGACAGUUGGUCUCGUAUAUAGGCUUGUGUAUAGGAGUAACCAGACAGUUGGUCUCGUAUAUAGGCUUGUGUAUAGGAGUUCUUCUAUGAAAUCUAGUCAAAACACAUACUGAUCGUGUGUGUCAAAUGAUUUCAUUUAUUAUUACAUGUACUACAAAAAUGUAAUAGCAACCCAGGAAAGUUUACCUGCAUGCCCUGUGCAAUCAAACAUCUAGAGUAAUAGCUAAAUAGAAAGUUUUGCUCAAAGAGCUAUUGACUGGAAUAGUAUAGUGUAGAAAACGAAAUAGGAAAUUGUUCAUCCACAGCAGAAGAAACCUAAACAGUGAAAUACUUUACAUGCAGUAGAAGUCCAUGAGUGUGAAUCUAACUCAUUAGAAAACCAUUAGUUUAAAUCAAAUGUAAAUUGAUGGGGCAUAUUGCACAUGUAUGGCUAUGUACAAAACAUAUACUCCAGUGCUUUGAGAGAGAGAGAAAGGGAGAGAGAGAUUUAUUUGAUGAUUUAUCUAUUUAUUGUGUGUGAUCAUUCCGAGAGUGCACCAAUCAGGGGCCUUCUCUCUAUUUUCUUACAGAGCUUCAUCUCUUUCAGUGUUCAAUGUGUUCCAAACCAAGCAUCAUUACUAUGUUGGUUCAGAAAAAAAUCCUUAUUAGUAUAUUAUUUUUCUACCAAGUUGAAUGCAAUGCAAUGUCGAUUAACUGUUAAAGUGCUUAUUUAUGUCGGUAGUUAAGUAUGCAUCAAACAAUACAGAUGGGUGUCUAAUACGCGGUUGCAUUAUUUACCACUGUUAAGUUUGAAUUGUUGUAAACAUGUGCAUGGGGGUAUUUUAUGCAGUUUAAAGCUUACAGCGUAACUUGUGUAAAUCCCCCCCCCCCCCCUUGCAUAAAUAACCAUUUUUACAGUACUAUGUAAAAUAUUGCACAUCAGCAACUUUUGCAAACUAUUUUUUAUGAAAUAAAAAGGGAGAUGACUCAUGGUUUUUUAAAUUUCAUACUUCCAUAAAUUGAUAGGGAAAACCAUUGCUCUAUGCAAAAAGAAUCAAUGCACCAAGAGUUGCUGUGUUAAACCUCAUUUUCACACCAAUUGCUCAAACUUCUCCUGAUCAUAUGAUAAAUGCAUUUAUAUACACAUAUCCAGUAUUGUUUGCAUAAUUAUUGAUUAUUCAGUAUUGAAACCUAUUUAAAUAUUGUUUACACUUGAACCUUGUAUAAUUGUUAAAGGAUGUUGUUUUGUUAUAUUAAUGUGUAUUUUUCACUCUUUGGGUGCUUGUAUCAUACUUCAGUAAGAAAUAAAUAUGGAAAUUUG
Messenger RNA from Magallana angulata, 5548 nucleotides. RefSeq names its product cyclin-dependent kinase-like 2. Gene Ontology annotation, molecular function: cyclin-dependent protein serine/threonine kinase activity; ATP binding. The record is from RefSeq and is a predicted model, not a curated record. Bases 765 to 2846 code for a protein of 693 amino acids. NCBI's taxonomy places the organism in Eukaryota, Metazoa, Mollusca, Bivalvia, Ostreida, Ostreidae. Gene Ontology annotation, cellular component: nucleus. Gene Ontology annotation, biological process: protein phosphorylation. The transcript is spliced from 13 exons.